This is a messenger RNA of Cylicocyclus nassatus, 747 nucleotides long. The record is from the annotation of a GenBank genome assembly. NCBI's taxonomy places the organism in Eukaryota, Metazoa, Nematoda, Chromadorea, Rhabditida, Strongylidae.
AUGGGCCAUCGUGGUUUUGCCCAUAAGACCGUAGCCGAAGUGAAACCAACUGCCAGUAAGGAAGAAUAUUCUCGUGCUCCGAAUCCGAGCGCUAGGAACUAUCUGGACGAAAUGGCGCCGGUCAACGGAAUUAGAGAACUUACCGAGGAGCAAGUAUCCGAAGCACAAGCUCGACGAGAUAAGUUUCGUGACGAAGUCUCCAAAAGAAUGGGAGAGGUGCUGCUUCGAGGUGUGACUAUGCUCGAUGCGUACUGUCAAGUCUGCAAUGGCAUACUAAUGGAGGAUAGAAACGGAGUGCGUACCUGCGUUACUUGCGAACUUUUUGCGGAAACUACUAAGGAGGGAUCACGUCUGAUUGCUGAAGUGCCAUUGGAUGUCACUGCUGAUGGGGUUGCUCCUGGAAACAGUUUGUUAGUGUCUGAAGAAGCACCGGAGUCACAUCGAAAUGCAGCUCGAAUAAUGGACAUAGAGCGAAAAUGGGCUGAUGAAUAUCGUCAAGGACGGAUAUCAGCAGCGGCGCCUAAAUCUAGGGAGUCGACACCCAGCACUUCAACCCAAGCUCCAGCUACUACCGUAGUUGCAGUCCAGUGUCCAGUGGAUGGCUACAAUGCAGCACUAUCAGCUGUAGAUCGAAAACUGAAAUGGGCUAGCGAAAAGAUUGAGAGAUGCGAGAAUGUGGCAGAAAUCCGCGAAUUGUUCGCAUUGAUCAAGGAAGGAAUGGAGAUUAUUAAAUCUCUGAAGUUAUGA